AUGUGGGAGGACAUCCUGAACGACUACAGGCUCUUUUCCUUGGGCCACUAUACGAGAGAUGACCUGAACGAGCUGUAUGGUCUGGGUCCAGAGGUGCUCGAAUACUUGCUAUCCCACUCCAGUGAUUGGAAGGAGGAGAUAGAAUUCGUCGAAGGUUAUACUGGCCUCAUGUAUGCCCGCCUCAGCCGUGAGACCAACCGAAGACUGAGACUGCUUCUUGCAGUGGUCAACAACUCGGGCCUCGGCCUGGUCAUUGCUGAACGCGAGUUCAUCCAAGGUUCGGCCAAUAUGACGCCUUCGAGACUGCUGGAGUUUGGACGCAGGUUCAGGUUGGAUUUUGAUCGAUUCGGGAAUUAUCUCUCCUAUAGAUAUAGGAUUGAUAAUGGCCUGCAUGUACGUCCCAUGGCAGAUCCAUUCGAUUAG
Messenger RNA from Fusarium coffeatum, 423 nucleotides. RefSeq lists its product as uncharacterized. NCBI's taxonomy places the organism in Eukaryota, Fungi, Ascomycota, Sordariomycetes, Hypocreales, Nectriaceae. The record is from RefSeq and is a predicted model, not a curated record. The transcript has a single exon. Bases 1 to 423 code for a protein of 140 amino acids.